ACACACACACACAUACACACACACUCAGUCACUCUCUCUCUCUCUCACACACACACACACACACAGCGCAAAUAUAUCGACCCUGGACUAAUUCAUGCUGAAGGUGGGAGUGGUGUGUGUGUGCUGCGGUCAUGGCGUGUGUGUCGGAGUUCUACGCGGGGAAGUGUGUGUUGAUCACCGGGGCGACGGGCUUCAUGGGGAAGGUGUUGGUGGAGAAGCUGCUGCGCUCGUGUCCUGAAGUUAAAACUCUGUACCUCCUGAUCCGCACCAAACAGGGACAGAGCUCACAGCAGAGGAUACACACCGUCCUGCAGACCAAGCUGUUCGACCGUCUCCGUGAGGAGAACCCAGACUUCCAUAAGAAGAUCGUCCCCGUCAGCAGUGAGCUCACACAGCCCGGCCUCGCCCUCAGCGACCAGGACGUCCAGAUGCUCACGCAGUCCGUCCACAUCAUCUUCCACUGCGCCGCCACCAUACGCUUCGACGAGCCGCUCAAACAUGCCCUGCAGCUGAACGUGAUUGCGACGCAGCAGCUCUUGUCUCUGGCGCACCAGAUGCAGCAGCUGCAGGCGUUUAUUCACAUCUCCACCGCGUACGCCAACUGUAACCGCCGCCAUAUUGAUGAGGUCAUCUACCCCCCGCCCGUGGAGCCCUCCAAGCUCAUCCACUCACUCGAGUGGAUGGAUGAUGCGAUUGUCCGUGACAUCACACCGAGGCUGAUCGGUGAUCGGCCGAACACGUACACCUACACCAAAGCGCUGGCGGAGUGUGUGGUGCAGCAGGAGAGCGCCAAACUGAACGUGGGGAUCAUCAGACCCUCCAUCGUCGGUGCCAGCUGGCAGGAACCGUUCCCUGGCUGGAUUGACAACUUUAACGGUCCGAGUGGUGUCUUCAUCGCGGCCGGAAAGGGCAUACUGAGGACAAUGAGAGCCAGUAACGAUGCAGUAGCAGAUCUGAUUCCAGUGGACGUGGUGAUCAACCUCACACUCACCGCAGGGUGGUACACUGCAGUGCACAGACCGAAGUCUGCUCUGGUUUAUAACUGUACUACAGGAGGCAUUAACCCUUUCCACUGGGGAGAGAUCGAGCAUCAUGUGAUGUCGACGUUUAAGCGGAACCCUCUGGAGCAGGCGUUCCGUCGGCCCAACGCCAACAUCACCUCCAACUACCUGAUCAAUCAGUACUGGAUCCUGGUGAGCCACAAGUUCCCUGCGCUUCUCUACGACCUGUUCCUGAGACUGUCCGGACAAAAGCCUCAAAUGAUGCGGAUCUUCAACAGGCUGCACAAAGCCAUCGGGCUGCUCGAGUACUUCAGCAGUCAGGACUGGGAGUGGAAUUCUGACAACAUGAACAUGCUAAUGAACCAUCUGAGCACUGAGGACCGCAAGACGUUUAACUUUGAUGUGCGUCAGUUGAAUUGGCCCGAGUACAUCGAAAACUACUGCAUCGGUACCAAGAAGUAUGUACUGAACGAGGACAUGGCCGACAUUCCGGCCGCCAGACAGCACCUGCGCAAGCUGAGGAACAUCCGCUACACGUUUAACACGGUCCUGCUGGUCUUUAUCUGGCGUGUGUUUAUCGCUCGUUCUCAGAUGGCCAGAAACAUCUGGUACUUUGUCGUCAGUUUGUGCUUCAAGUUCUUGUCCUACUUCAGAGCCUCGAGUACCCUCACCAGUUAAAAACACACAUUCUACUGACCCAGUAUCUUCCAGCGCAGCCUGUCCUUUCCCACGUCUGUCUCCAGAGUCUCUCAGUUUACUCCAGUGUAGGCCAGACUGUGUCUGUCCUCAUGAGCAAAAAAUAAUUUGCACACCCACGGUCUACUGCAGCAACAUCCAGUUUGGCUCCAGUUCACUCAAAUAUACCCUGUUCUGCCCAUUGUCCUCUAAAAUAAACCCUGGUCUCCCUGGUCCUCUUCAAUAAACCCUGGUCUGCACACUGUCCUCUAAAAUAAACCCUGGUCUGCCCCUGGUCCUCUUGAAUAAACCCUGGUCUGCCCACUGUCCUCUAGAAUAAACCCUGGUCUGCCCCUGGUCCUCUUGAAUAAACCCUGGUCUGCCCACUGUCCUCUAAAAUAAACCCUGGUCUGCCCCUGGUCCUCUUGAAUAAACCCUGGUCUGCCCACUGUCCUCUAAAAUAAACCCUGGUCUGCCCCUGGUCCUCUUGAAUAAACCCUGGUCUGCUCUAACACACUUUCUCUCAAAUAUACGCUGGGCUCAUCAUGGUACUCUAGUCUGCCUCUAAUCUAUCUGACAGUACUCUGAUCUGCCCCAAUUCAUCUGAAUAGUACCUUGUCUAACUGUAGUCUAGGGCUGCACGAUUCUCACUAAAAUCAUGACUUUUCUCCAUGGGAAUUAAGAUUACGAUUCUCUCUUUUUAUUAACCAACACUUUUAUUUUACUUGCACCUGAUGUCUGUACUGGACUUUUUUUUGUUUUUUUGAAUAAACAAGUGUCGCUUCCUUCCUUAUUAUAGAAACCUUAAAGGGAAUAACUUAAAAACUGUUGAACAUAAAUAGAAUGUUAACAGUAAUAAAUAAGAAUAGUGCUGUGCCUUUGGGACACUCAGCCAGCUACAGCAUAUCUCUCUCACUCACUUAUCUUCUAUACUGCUUUAUCGUGUAUUCAGGGUCGCUGGGACCUGGAGCCUAUCCCAGGAGACUUAGGGCAUGCAGAAAGAGGUGGGGUACACCCUGGACAGAGUGCCAAUCCAUCACAGGGCACACACACAUACACACACUCACACACUACGGGCAAUUUGGGAACAACAAUUAUACUAAUCUACAUGUCUUUGGACAGUGGGAGGAAACCGGAAUACCCGCUUGUGAAUGCAGCGUGAUCAGAAUGCAGGAAAAAACAUACAAGUGAAUCAGUGUCAUUCAGAAAUGAGAUCACAUGUAUGUAUGAAACGAAAUUGUGAUUUAAAAAAAAAAUUAAUUAUUAAUCGUGCAGCUCUACUGCAGGCCAUUAGAAUGUACCCUCCCCUCUUGAGCUAACAUUGAUCUUCCCCCAGGUCAGUUGUGCAUCCUGCUCCCGACCCAUAUCUAUUUGAUUGUACCCUGGUCUACCCCUGUUACUCGCAGUAUACCCGCGUCUGCCGGGAGUCCACUAUAAAAUAUACCCUGGGAUAACCCUAUUCCUCUGCAGUGUAUCCUGAUUUGUCCUGUUGAGUGUACCUUGUUUUGUUGUUCUAGUCUAAAGACAUGCACUCCUCAAAGACUAAUUUAUUCAUAACUUAUCAAAACAGAUCGUACCAAUAUUAAAGUCUUCCCAGUCUACGAAAAUAUUACCCACCUUUCUGCCCCAAGUCUAUUCCAUCCUCUGUCUGUCUGUGACUAUACCUCGAGAACGUUUGUCUCCGCACUCUUCCCCACUUUGUCUGCAGUAUUCCCAUCUGACUUCACUACACGUACCCCGAUCUUCCCAUCCUGCCCUACUGGGAUUCAGUAUACCUUCCUAAUCUUUGACUUUUAGCCUUUAUAGACCCUUCAAAGGUCACCUGAUCCUUCCUCCAAUCAAGACCCAGAAAGAAGCUGGAGUAUUCUUACACCGCAGCAUUCUACUGCCCAUGUCUAAUCCCCCCCCCGCUAAUUUGUCUCCAGCAACCCAGCCUCUCACAGUGUCACUUUAAAUCAUGACCAAUCUGCUAACAGUUCUCCAGCGUGUCAGGCCGACUCCUGCCGAGUUACUCGGGGUGUCCUGAGGGGGGCAAGCGGUGCAAUCUUACCUUCAGCACCUCCACUGUUUUUAGAGCUUUGUCUUUUUUUAUAGAAAGGUUUUCUUUAAAGUAAAAAAAAAAAAAAGUAAUCGCUAUAUAUGCAACAGCCACUCUUAUGUUACCUUGCUUAUAUAUUUGUCAAUGUUUAAUUAAUAUUAUUAUUAUUAAUGUCUUGAGACAAAGUCCUGACAUUUUAUUUUUUAAACAUUUAAAUCAUGACGGUGUUUGAAAGAAGAUAGAGUUGUUGAAAUUUCUUCAGUGCAGAAAGCUCUUCGUGUGUGUGUGUCUGUAGGUGUGUGUGUGUGUGUGUGUGUGUGUGUGAACAAAACAGAUUUCAAAGUCUGUGUUCAUUAUCUGGGAACUACUUUUUUCAUCAGUUAUCGAGCACUAAUAAACAUUUUUAGCGCACACACACACAGACUGACCCCAUGUAAACUCACAAUCUUGCUCAUCAUCUCUUCAUGACUAACACUUUGAUCUUGAUCAGGUUUUAAAAAACUCUGUUGGCGAAAUAAUUAAAACGUUAAAACUUUCUUGAUAACUGAUGAAUGAAAACUUUUCUUUAUUUCUGAUUUAACAACUGGUUUAUAAUGCGUUAAAGGUGCAGGCUUUAUCGCCGUAAUCACUUACUCUCGUUAAAUACCAACAUGUUUCAUACGCAGUUCUGCAGUAUUAGCACUAAACGCUGAAGGACGCAUGUUUGAGUCUCGAUCUGUAUUUUAGCAACUUGGCAUUUAUUUAUAUUUACUUUUUUUUUUUUUUUUUUUUACCAGAUUUAUCUUUUGGCUUGCUUAAGUUAAUUUUGCACUGAACAGUUGCCCUUAGCAUGUUAGCAAAGUUCACAUUUGAUCUAGAAAUUUAGCAGAAACAUAAAUCCCCAGUGCUUUCUAGUUAUUCAACUUAUUUUACUUGCAUCUUGCUAGCAUAGCUACCUUAUCAACUAGUUACUGUAAGACAUAACUGUCCCAAGCCUGAACAGCUCAUUUGCAAGCAAGCCAGGUUCACAUUUUAGAGAGUGUAUUUUUUUAAAUAUAAAAAAUCUGCUGAGCUAACAAGUGAUAACUGGUUGCUAACUGAGAUUGCAAGUUAUGUUGAUCAUUUGAUUAACCACAAUGUGAGCAUUUCUCUUAAGCUAAGCAAAUUUACACGUUAGCUAGCCCUGACCUAAGAUUUUAUUUUAUAAGUGAGAAUUUACCAUAAGUACAGUGUUCCACAGCAUGUUAACAUAAACCAGUCAUUGUCACUUGCUACCUUACUGCAGUAACGUGGAGAGAAAGCUGAAGUAGUGUUUGAGCCGAUUGUAAUGUUUACUGACGCACAGACUGCCCUCUGUUGAUACGAUGCCAAACAAAAUGCAUUUUUACAUUUUUAAUAAGAACAAAGUGUGUGUUUACUGUUCUGAAGUGUUUUAUGUACUGUUCGUAACUGAUCGAGGAUAUUUACACAGAUGCCAUAUUACAGUACGGAGCUCAUCUUCCUUCAUCCUGUCUUAUGUUUUAAUGACAAGUUUAAAUACAAACCCAAUGAAAAAAAGGGAAAGUGAUUAAUCGUAUUUAUUCUGCUCUAAUCCUUUUAUUUUGUGUGUUUUAAACAUUUUAACUGAAUCACAAUCAAAGUCGCAUAUUUCUCCCUUUCUCACACUUUGUUAUAAGAAUAAAACUUCAUGAGCAUUUCAUCUCUCUACACCUCAUGGUCACCUUGAUGUCUUAAUAAACACGUGCAAUCAGAAA
This is a messenger RNA of Clarias gariepinus (North African catfish), 5447 nucleotides long. RefSeq names its product fatty acyl-CoA reductase 1. The transcript has 12 exons. Lineage: Eukaryota; Metazoa; Chordata; Actinopteri; Siluriformes; Clariidae. The coding region runs from base 132 to 1679 and encodes 515 amino acids. Gene Ontology annotation, cellular component: peroxisome. The record is from RefSeq and is a predicted model, not a curated record. Gene Ontology annotation, biological process: long-chain fatty-acyl-CoA metabolic process. Gene Ontology annotation, molecular function: alcohol-forming very long-chain fatty acyl-CoA reductase (NADP+) activity.